Messenger RNA from Anas platyrhynchos (mallard), 853 nucleotides. Its product is annotated as histone H1. Gene Ontology annotation, biological process: nucleosome assembly. Gene Ontology annotation, cellular component: nucleosome. Lineage: Eukaryota; Metazoa; Chordata; Aves; Anseriformes; Anatidae. Gene Ontology annotation, molecular function: structural constituent of chromatin; DNA binding. The record is from RefSeq and is a predicted model, not a curated record.
CCUUUCUGCCGUGCUGCGGGGCGGGCUCUGCAACGCACCAAUCACCGCGCGGCUCCUCUCUAUAAAUACGAGGCCACCGACUUGCUCCAGGCCCAGUGGUUUCCCCUGAUUCGUGGACGACGGCUGCCACCAUGUCGGAGACUGCGCCUGUUGCCGCUCCCGCUGUCUCCGCUCCCGGGGCGAAAGCGGCCGCCAAGAAGCCGAAGAAGGCGGCGGGCGGCUCCAAGGCGCGCAAGCCCGCGGGCCCCAGCGUCACCGAGCUGAUCACCAAGGCCGUGGCCGCCUCCAAGGAGCGCAAGGGGCUCUCCCUCGCCGCGCUCAAGAAGGCGCUGGCCGCCGGCGGCUACGACGUGGAGAAGAACAACAGCCGCAUCAAGCUGGGGCUCAAGAGCCUCGUCGGCAAGGGCACCCUGGUGCAGACCAAGGGCACCGGCGCCUCCGGGUCUUUCAAGCUGAAUAAGAAACCGGGUGAGACGAAAGAGAAGGCAACUAAGAAGAAGCCAGCCGCCAAGCCCAAGAAGCCGGCGGCCAAGAAGCCCGCCAGCGCUGCCAAAAAGCCCAAGAAGGCGGCGGCAGUCAAGAAAAGCCCCAAGAAAGCCAAGAAGCCCGCGGCUGCUGCCACUAAAAAGGCAGCCAAGAGCCCCAAGAAGGCUGCCAAGGCUGGCCGCCCCAAAAAGGCAGCAAAGAGCCCGGCCAAGGCAAAGGCGGUGAAGCCCAAAGCUGCCAAGCCCAAGGCAGCUAAGCCUAAGGCGGCCAAAGCUAAGAAGGCAGCGCCCAAAAAGAAGUAAAACGACUGAGAAGAAAUUAGUCUACUCAUUUAAAUAAACCCAAAGGCUCUUUUAAGAGCCACCCA